AUGGUGCAGAAAUCUCUCAACGGCGGGGUUUACCCAACUCAAGCCGGAGAGAAGAAGCACAAAGUCGGAUUUGUUGGUUUGGACCCCGGGGCUCCUGAAUCCAGCAGGGAUGGGGCGCUGCUCAUUGCGGGCUCGGAAAGCACCAAGCGGAGCAGCAUCCUCUGCAGACCGAGGUCCAGCAUCUCCGCCGGGAGACCCAGACCAUCAAAGAAAAAUGCCAGCUAUCGGAAACUACAAAAUUUCCUCUACAAUGCACUGGAAAGACCGCGGGGAUGGGCGUUCGUCUACCACGCUUAUGUCUUCCUCUUGGUCUUCUCCUGUCUCAUACUCUCAGUCUUUGCCACCAUCAGAGAGUUCAAAAAUAGCUCAGAGAGUGCCUUGUACAUCCUGGAAAUCGUGACCAUCGUUGUCUUUGGAGUGGAGUACAUAGUGAGGAUAUGGUCUGCUGGCUGCUGCUGCCGAUACAGAGGAUGGAGGGGGAGGUUGAAAUUUGCCAGAAAACCUUUCUGUGUAAUAGACAUUAUGGUGCUGAUUGCCUCAGUGUCAGUGCUGGCGGCUGGAUCCCAGGGCAAUGUGUUUGCCACCUCGGCCAUCAGGAGUUUGAGGUUCCUUCAGAUCCUCCGCAUGCUGCGUAUGGACCGCCGUGGAGGCACCUGGAAGCUGCUUGGAUCUGUAGUCUAUGCCCACAGCAAGGAGCUCAUCACUGCGUGGUACAUAGGCUUCCUGUGCCUCAUCCUAGCUUCCUUCCUGGUCUACUCCGUGGAAAAGGACUUAAACAAUGAAUUUGAGACGUAUGCUGAUGCUCUUUGGUGGGGGCUGAUCACUCUGACAACUAUUGGCUAUGGUGACAAGGUUCCCAAGACCUGGAAUGGACGCUUGCUGGCUGCCACAUUCAGCAUGAUCGGAGUGGCCUUCUUCGCACUUCCUGCUGGCAUCCUGGGCUCUGGCUUUGCCUUGAAGGUCCAGGAGCAGCACCGGCAGAAACACUUUGAGAAGAGGCGCAACCCUGCAGCAGGCCUCAUCCAGGCCGCUUGGAGGUUUUAUGCCACCAACCUCUCCCGAACAGAUCUGCUGUGCACUUGGGAGUUUUAUGAGCAGACAGUAUCUGUUCCAAUGUACAGACUUAUUCCACCCCUGAAUCAGCUGGAUCUGCUGAGGAAUCUGAAGGGAAAGUCAUUCAGGAAGGAGUCUCAGACAGAAACCUCUCCCAGUAAUGAAAAUGCACACAAAGACAGACUUUGUGGGUGCUGUCCAAGAACUAUUAGCCGGAAGGCCAGUUUGAAGGACAAGGUGUUCCCCAGUCCUUCCAAGGCUCCUGGGACCAAGGGGAGGGCGCAGUCUCCCGGGGCGGAGGACGGGGCUGAGGGAAGCCCCAGCAAGGUCACCAAGAGCUGGAGCUUCACUGAGAAGAACCGAGGGCCCAAACACGCCUUCCGAGUCCGAGGCAGCACCUCGCGCCAAAACUCAGAGGCAAUUGAAGGUUUAAUAAAGGCGAGCCUCCCAGGAGAGGACAUUGGUGAUGAUAAGAGUUGCCACUGUGAGUUUCUCACUCAAGAAUUAUCGCCAGGCUUGAAGGUCACAAUAAGGGCAAUCUGCAUCAUGAAGUUUCUGGUGUCAAAGAGGAGGUUCAAAGAGAGCCUGCGACCUUACGAUGUGAUGGAUGUGAUUGAGCAGUACUCAGCGGGCCACUUAGACAUGCUGUCUCGCAUCAAGAACCUGCAGACCAGGAUAGAUAUGAUUGUGGGGCCUCCUCCCCCAUCAACACCUCGCCAUAAGAAGUCCACUGAAGGUCCUAGAGUUGACCAGAUAGUUGGUAAGGGUCCUAAAGCUGAAGGAGAGACUGUUGAGGACCAGAGCAUGAUGGGCCGUCUGGUGAAAGUGGAAAAACAGGUGAGCUGCAUGGACAGGAAACUUGAUUUCCUGGUCAAUGUGUACGUGCAGCGCAUGGGCAUCCCUCGUUCUGAGACAGAGGCCUUCUUCAAUUCAAAAGAGCCUUAUCCCGCUCCACCCUACCACAGCCCAGAGGAAAGCAAGGAUGAGAAGAUGGGGAAAGAAGAGGUGAAAGAAGAGAAGGAGGUGAAGACAUGUUCGGCUGCAGAAGUUGCGUGCUCAGAGGGGUCUCUGGAAAAGAAGGAUCCUUUACUGGGUCAGUCUUUGGCUGGAUCAGUGGGUACUCCCUCUGGCAGCCAUGGCCGGCCCUCCACCUCCUGGCAGCACCAGCUGCAGCACCCCCUCAGCCAACCUGCCUGGAACAGCAGUGUGGCCAACACCCCCUCACCUGUUGGGGGCAGCGGUGACCAUUCCCCCACACUGUUCCGCCUACCACCUCCGCCUGCUCCGGUGCACGACCGAUCCUCCUCCGGGCCGGGCGGCAGCGGUCGAGACAGCGGGUCCCAGAGCAGGAGACGCCACAGGAGGCAGAGGUGUCAGCAGGAGGUGACCGCCGUCGAGAGCGACACGUCCCUCUCCAUCCCGUCUGUCGACCACGAGGAGCUGGAGCGCUCCUUCAGCGGCUUCAGCAUCUCCCAGGCUAAGGAGGACUUCUUUGGGCCCUCUUUCUUCACAGGCUCCGGAGGGGGAACUGCAGCAGGGACUGAAGCUGGAGCUGGACAUUCACUCUGUGCCAGGGUCAGACCCUUCAUAGCCGAGGGCGAAUCAGACACAGACUCUGACCUCUACGCCCCCUCACCUCUGUCUUUCACCGGAGAAGCUUCUUCUGGAGAGAGGGGAUGGCCAGGACUGAAAUAGGCCCAGAGUGGCUGCUCUACCUGGCAAAGAGGCUCGUUGUGAAAGAAGUUGGUGGUUGGAUUGCCAAUACAUCAAGCUGAGACCAUGUAGCCAAACUGAGUCCCUGAUGUUGCUGAUAAAUCUAUUAGAUAAUUCAGACUAUUUUAAAUUAAAGGACAAUUUUGGUAUUUUUAAAGUUAGGCUGUACUUCUGACCCUGUACCAUGUUGUGUACUGGUAAACACAGCAAUGUCCCUGAUGUCCCCUGCAGUGCCCCUGAUGGAGAAACGUAAUGCUAUAACUUGGGUUCCAGCUGAACUAUGUGGGGCAGUUCAGCCAAUUGCGAGGCAUUGCUGAAAAACACCCUAAAAUGUCCUUUUUAGAUUCAAAACGUUCACGUCUUCUGUCCAUUAGUCCUGCUGCUAGAGGCCAUGUUUCCUCGUCUCAUCUGUCCUUGCUCUGUCCCCGCCCAGCUCUUGCUGUUCCAAAUUGUUGUAACGUCAUUCAUUUAUCAUCAAUAAGGCUGUCCAAGAAA
Myripristis murdjan (pinecone soldierfish) is the source of this 3261-nucleotide messenger RNA. Its product is annotated as potassium voltage-gated channel subfamily KQT member 2-like. NCBI's taxonomy places the organism in Eukaryota, Metazoa, Chordata, Actinopteri, Holocentriformes, Holocentridae. Gene Ontology annotation, biological process: potassium ion transmembrane transport. The record is from RefSeq and is a predicted model, not a curated record. The transcript has 18 exons. Bases 1 to 2748 code for a protein of 915 amino acids. Gene Ontology annotation, molecular function: voltage-gated potassium channel activity. Gene Ontology annotation, cellular component: membrane; voltage-gated potassium channel complex.